Molecule: messenger RNA, 1600 nt
Organism: Betta splendens (Siamese fighting fish)
Lineage: Eukaryota; Metazoa; Chordata; Actinopteri; Anabantiformes; Osphronemidae
Gene: rabac1
Product: Rab acceptor 1 (prenylated)
Exons: 6
Coding region: 167-790 (207 amino acids)
Cellular component (GO): Golgi apparatus
Source: RefSeq, a predicted model, not a curated record
GGCUGAGGUAUUUCACCAAGAGCAGUUGCGCUGUGCUGUCGGUGGGUGGCGCUGCUCAGCGUUUGGGCAGCAGGAAGUUAAGUAACAUCCACAUCACAUCCGCGAAGAACAACGGCAACAACAGAGAGCUAAAGGAUCCUAGACAGACUUUUCUUACAACCUGUAAAUGCCAUCUGGACCUUCAAAGGGGGAGAACUGCCUUGUAGACAUGGACAGUAAGGCUGGAGAUCUGUUCAGUGCUGAGGAUGCUCAUCCAACAGGCACAGGUGGAACUGGAAUCUUGGCAAAGCUCUGGCUCCCUAAGGGACUCUCACCCAGUAUGGCUAAAGAGUGGUUUGACAGACGCCGUGUGUCCAUCAGACCUUGGGCCAGCUUUGUGGACCAACGCAAGUUUUCAAAACCCCGCAAUUUUGGAGACUUGUGUCAGAGGGUGGUAAAAAAUGUUGAAACUUACAAUAGCAACUAUACCUUCAUCUUCCUCGGCCUCAUCCUCUACUGCAUUAUCAGCUCUCCUAUGCUACUGAUUGCCUUGGCUGUGUUUGCUGGUGCCUUCUAUAUAAUCCACCUUAAAGCUCUUGAGUCCAAACUAGUUGUCCUCGGCAAAGAGCUGACUGUUCCUCAUCAGAUGAGUUUGGCUGGAGCUAUCUCCCUACCUGUGUUCUGGUUGGCUGGAGCUGGAGCUGCGGUCUUUUGGGUUCUUGGAGCAACCCUGUUUGUGAUUGGAUCUCAUGCUGCUUUCCGUGAGCUCGAAGGGUCUGACAUGGAGGAGCUGCUCAUGGAGCCGGUGUAAAAGCAAACUGAGCCCCCAGCAGUCUUCCGUUAGAUCCAACUGAGGGUUGAGGAAUAAUUGCUUUUCCACCUGUUGUUUAGCUACAUUUGCAUCCUGUAUCUUACCUAUGCCAAUCAACAAAGCACCUUGUCUUGCCUCCUAAAUUGUUGUUGUUACAGCCUGCCUUCAUAUUGAGAACUGACGUACGUUACUAUGCGUUUGAGCAAAUAAAGGAUUUGUAUAUAUCUAAGCCCAGGUUUAUACAGAUUAUGCCUUUCUUUGUAUGUGUUAAACUUUGAAUGCCUCUGGUGUGUGUGUGUGUUUGUGGGUGAAAUUGCUUCUCACUCCCCACAGUGUUCCUUAUGCUUUGACAUAUUGUUCCGUUCACAUUACUAUUCUCCUAAAUAACCUGCUGUGCUCUGCAGUAGAUGAUUCUAUUGAUAUAGGCUCAGUUUGACAGGAAAGCAGAUGUUUUAAAAACAUGUAAAUAUUGUGUAAAACAUGCAUUGUGCCAUUUAAAGCUUUAUAAUGUGUCUCCUAAAAUGGUGAUGCACAAGUAAAGCAGAAGGUUUUAUACGCACACUCAUAAAAUAGUUUUAGAUUAUUUGGCUAGAAAAGGUCAGUACUUGGUAAAGGUGUUUUUGUAUUUGGGGAUAAAUAAUACUUUGCUGUCUGUGUGCAUCUGUGUGUGUGUUCUGCUUACAGCAUUCCAAUAAAAAGGUCAUUCUGUAUAAAAUGUCUUUUUUAACCACGUAUUUACAUUUUAAUGCCAGUUGGGUGUUUGGUAUUUAAAACAUUUCGGAAGUGCAAUAAACCCCUGAUGCAAAGAUA